GACGUUGACGUGCACGGCAUCGUAAGGGACGUGAGGCAUGAAAGAAGGAAACAAAUAGAGGAAUCCGUCACUGGAGGUGGAGUGUGUAUAUGUCAGGUGUCUCAUGGAGUGAUAGCUCCUGAGGAGCCGGGUGAAGUCCAAACAUGAGCACAGAGUCGGGAACAUGUACCUUAAGAAAUCGCUGAGUGCCGGUGUUGCAUCUCCUCUGAACGGGCUCGGGAAACAAGAUCAUGAGUCAAAAAGACAGAGAAAAUUAAGGGAGAUUCGUCAGGCACUGAACAGAAGUCCCAUAGAUGUGGCCGCACUAAGGCGCAUGGCAAUAAGUGAAGGGGGACUUCUGACGGAUGAUAUUCGGUCACAAGUAUGGCCCAGACUUCUGAACAUCAGCACCAGUGAGCUACCUGCCAAACCAGGGAAGGAACUACGAGAAAAUAACAAAGAUUAUCAGCAAGUCCUUUUGGAUGUGCGCCGGUCUCUGCGUAGAUUCCCACCUGGGAUGCCCGAUGAGCAAAGGGAGGUGCUGCAAGAAGAGCUGAUCGACAUAAUUCUGUACGUUCUAAAGCGGAAUCCUCAGCUUCACUAUUACCAGGGCUAUCAUGAUAUUGUUGUCACCUUCCUGCUAGUCGUAGGACAAAGUCUGGCAACUGUUCUUGUGGAGAAGCUUUCCACUCACCAUCUCAGUGCUGAAGUUGGAACCAUCUUUGCUCUCAGUUGGCUUAUCACGUGGUUUGGACAUGUCUUAUCAGAUUUUCGUCAUGUCGUGCGGUUAUAUGACUUCUUUUUGGCCUGUCAUCCCUUGAUGCCUAUUUACUUUGCAGCUGUGAUUGUGCUGUACCGAGAGCAUGAAGUGUUAGACUGCGAAUGUGAUAUGGCUGACGUCCAUCACUUGCUGUCCCAAAUUCCACAGGACUUGCCUUAUGAGACCCUGAUCAGCAGAGCUGGGGAUCUCUUUGUUCAGUUUCCUCCUUCAGAACUUGCCAGGGAAGCAGCCCAACAGUAUAAUCAGAG
Messenger RNA from Protopterus annectens (West African lungfish), 1008 nucleotides. RefSeq names its product TBC1 domain family member 20 (gene TBC1D20). NCBI's taxonomy places the organism in Eukaryota, Metazoa, Chordata, Ceratodontiformes, Protopteridae. Gene Ontology annotation, molecular function: GTPase activator activity. Gene Ontology annotation, biological process: endoplasmic reticulum to Golgi vesicle-mediated transport; positive regulation of GTPase activity. Gene Ontology annotation, cellular component: endoplasmic reticulum membrane. The record is from RefSeq and is a predicted model, not a curated record.